AUCAACGACCAGUACGGCUCCAUCCCUUCCGCAGAGACGACGCAGCGGAGAGCAGCCCUCGUCGUAACCGUACUCCUUAUCUCGUCCAUCGACGAGAUGUUCGUUAACAAGUGCCAUCACGUGCUGAGCACGCGGACCUCAACUCGGCGGCUACUAAAAGGCGUUACAACGUGGAAAAGAUGCUUAACAACCGGUUCGAGGGAACCUGAAGGGCCAGUGGUUGCGACGGAAAUACCCGGCCCUCGGUCGCGUAGUUUGCUGCAGGAAUUAAAUUCGAUACAACAAGCGUCGUCCGUACAGUUUUUCGCAGACUACGAGAAAUCUUCCGGUAAUUACAUAAUGGACGUCGAUGGGAAUGCACUGCUGGACGUUUACAUGCAAAUCUCGUCGAUGCCUCUAGGCUAUAAUCAUCCGGCGAUGCUGGAGGCGCUCGCCGAUCCCGUUAAUCAAAAAAUUAUAGCGAAUAGACCAGCAUUGGGUGUCUUUCCUGCGAAAGACUGGCCCAACAGAUUGAAGAAUGUUCUGCUCGAAAAAGAGGUCGCCCCGCCUGGAUUAUCGCACAUCACGACAAUGAUGUGCGGCUCUUGUUCCAAUGAGAACGCUUUUAAAAACAUUUUUAUUUGGUACGCUGAGAAACAACGGCAAGGAGCACCGUUCACCAAAGAAGAAAUAGAAUCGUGCAUGAUAAAUGAGAAACCCGGCUCGCCGCAUUAUUCCAUCAUGUCUUUUAAAGGUGCUUUUCACGGAAGAACAUUAGGUUGUCUCUCAACAACUCACAGCAAGUACAUUCAUAAGAUGGAUAUACCAGCUUUCGACUGGCCUAUUGCCUCCUUCCCAGAGUACAAAUAUCCUUUGGAGGAGAACGUGCGAGAAAAUCAACAGGAAGAUAAGCGUUGCAUCGCGGAGGUGGAAGAGUUGUUUGAAAGGUACAAAAACGAGAAAAGGAUGCCGGUGGCCGGUGUGAUAAUCGAGCCCAUACAAGCAGAAGGUGGCGACAAUCACGCGUCGUCAGAAUUCUUUCAGGAACUUCAACGUGUAACGCGAAAGCACGGCGCUGCGUUACUUAUCGACGAAGUGCAGACUGGUGGCGGGCCGACGGGAAAAAUGUGGUGCCACGAGCACUUCAAUUUAAGUACUCCGCCCGACGUGAUGACCUUCAGCAAGAAAAUGCAACUGGGCGGUUAUUAUCACUUGGAAGAUUUCAAGCCAAAGCAGGGGUAUCGUGUGUUCAAUACGUGGAUGGGCGACCCCAGCAAGGUAAUACUGCUCGAAGCAAUCCUGGAAAUAAUCAAGAAGGAGAAUCUUUUAGAUAGAGUCACGCGCGUUGGCGAUUACAUGUUGAAAAAUUUGAAGGAUUUACAAAAUGAACAUUCCAAUACGAUCAACGCAGUGCGCGGUCGUGGAACUUUCAUAGCGUUUAAUUGUGCUUCGUCUCAAUUGCGAGACGCCAUCGUCAAGAAAUUGUUAACUAAAGGCAUUCAAGCAGGUGGAUGCGGCAGUCAGGCUGUGCGACUCAGGCCUGCGUUGACCUUCACGGAGCGUCAUGCUGAUAUAUUUUUCGACGCGCUCCGCUCUGUGCUAAAGGAAUAAGGAUAAAUCUUGGCGGCUCCGUCUUGCGUCUUCCAAAUCAUGUCUUCCAUUAUAGUCGCAAAGAUAUAUAUAUAUAUAUAUACAAAGUCUAUAAAUGUUCAUUAUUUUUCUAUGGCAGUUAUAUUAGGUGGAUAAUGUAACUUUUAAAAAGUAACAUAUGAUAAGUUGAAUUCAUGACAAUUUAUGACGACAUAGAUGAAUGAAUCGACCUAAUUGUAUCAGUGUGCAUUAAUCAAUGCACAUACACAGAUGUUUAUAAAUUACAUGUUUCAGAAAACAUGUAAACUUCGCAAAAUUAAAGGCAUUCCUUCGAAGGAAUGUGCAGUCAAUAUGAGAUGACACUUUUAUUGCGUGAGAGUGAAAAUUUUCAUCUCAAUGCUAACUUUACAUGUAUAUUUCGUGUUUUAUAUAAUAUUCAUUAUAGUUUAUAAAAUAUGAUAUAAAAUAAUGCUCAGUUAGAUGUUUAUAACUGUUAUAACUUACUUAUACUCCAUUUUGUUCCUUCGCAAUUCACUAAUCAAUUUGAUUGACUUAGGCAGAACAUUUAUUUCACAAACACGAAAUGUCUUCCAAAAGAACUGCCAAUAAAAUAUGUUCAAACUGUG
Messenger RNA from Linepithema humile (Argentine ant), 2195 nucleotides. RefSeq names its product 4-aminobutyrate aminotransferase (gene Gabat). Gene Ontology annotation, biological process: GABA catabolic process. The record is from RefSeq and is a predicted model, not a curated record. Gene Ontology annotation, cellular component: mitochondrion. Gene Ontology annotation, molecular function: pyridoxal phosphate binding. NCBI's taxonomy places the organism in Eukaryota, Metazoa, Arthropoda, Insecta, Hymenoptera, Formicidae.